CAGUCGCCGAGGCUGUGGCUUUCUUCUUCUCUCCCUGGCUGACGAUCUGACAUUCACUUCCUUUUCUCCUUCGAACCCACCAAUCACAUACCAAACAUAGGAACCACUUCUUCGUCUGCUUCUGCUUCCCCAAUACUUCCGAAACCAGCGUUUCUAGAUUUCUCCUUCACGAGAGCGGCGUGUCUCCCUGUCCUGAUUUUGAUUUCAAGCUUCCUCCCUUUCUUCCCUUUUUUCAAUGCUUUCCGUUUCGGGGUCUCAUUGUAUAUACAAACUUCUGUUUAUGUUCUUACAGAUUCUUUGAUGUAAUAUCUUGAGACAUUUAUUGUGUAUUGAAGGGGGGCCGUGAUCAGAAAGAAAUUCCGGCUGUUUCGUUCAAUUUUUGUUGCUGUGCUUUCUGUUUUAGUCUUUUGAAAUUUCUCUUGGUGAGCUGGUUGGAGAACCCGACCUUUUUGGGGCUCGGGAUCUAAAUUCUGAUGGAGCCAGCGAAUGAGAAGCAGCAGAGCCAUAUUGCCGAUGGAGCUGACCUCAAGUUUGGCUAUAUGCAGAAGUUCAGCCUCUAUGAAACUCGAUCGAAAUUUUACAUGGUUGGAAGAGAUAAGAACAGAACCUUUUGGAGAGUCUUAAAGAUCGACAGAUUGGAGCCAUCUGAACUAAUUAUCUCAGAAGAUUCUACGCUAUUCUCAGAAAUAGAGUGUUGUGACCUGCUAAGAAGAAUACAUGAAGGAAACAAGUCAACGGGAGGUCUUAAAUUUUUGACCAAGUGCUAUGGAAUUAUUGGAUUUAUCAAGUUUCUUGAGCCAUACUACAUGCUGAUCAUAACAAAACGGAGGAAGAUUGGGUCAAUUUGUGGGCAUACAAUUUAUGCUAUCACAAAUAGCCAAAUGAUUCCGGUUCCACAUGCUUCUGUGCGAUCCAAGAUGGCUUAUUCUAAUGAUGAGAACAGAUACAAGAAGCUUCUAUGCAGUGUGGAUCUUACGAAGGACUUCUUUUUCAGCUACUCAUAUCAUGUCAUGCAUAGCCUUCAAAAGAACUUAUCAGAUAAUAGUACAAGUGGACAGUUACUUUAUGAAACAUUGUUUGUGUGGAAUGAGUUUUUAACUCGUGGAAUCAGGAAUAUUCUGCAGAAUGCUUCCUGGACAGUUGCCUUAGUGUAUGGCUUUUUUAAACAGGUCAAACUUUCAAUAUCUGACAGGGAGUUCAAUUUAACAAUCAUUGCUAGACGUUCGCGACAUUAUGCUGGCACCAGAUAUUUAAAACGGGGAGUGAAUGAAAAGGGUAGAGUGGCUAAUGAUGUUGAGACAGAGCAGAUAGUCUUCGAAGAUGCUCAUGAUGGAUGCCCCUUCCAAAUAAGUUCUGUAGUGCAGAUCAGGGGUUCAAUCCCUCUUUUCUGGUCUCAGGAGGCCUCUCGGUUGAAUAUAAAACCUGACAUUAUAUUAUCAAAGAAGGACCAGAACUUUGAGGCCACAAGACUUCACUUUGAUAAUCUUGCGAAGAGAUACGGAAAUCCAAUUAUCAUUUUGAACUUGAUUAAGACCCGUGAGAAGAAGCCUCGAGAAACUAUUCUUCGAGAAGAGUUUGCGAAUGCUAUUAGGUCUAUUAACAAGGAUUUGAAAGGGGAAAAUCGCUUGAGGUUCUUUAACUGGGAUCUGCAUCAACAUUCAAGAUGCAGCAAAGCUUCUAAUGUCUUGACGCAACUGGGAAGAGUUGCUGCAUAUGCUUUAAAGUUAACCGGCAUCUUCUGUGGUGAAGUAAUUCCAAUUCCAAGUCCAGAGGGAUUGCUACAAUACUCCUUCUCAGAGAAUAAAAAUAUCAGCGAUCAGUGUGUGCCAGAACAAGCUAGCAUCAAUGAGGAGACAGUUGAUGGACGAGUAGAAAAUGAAAAUUAUUAUUGUAACCUUGAACUGCGCAGAGAUUACAGGGUCAAACCUCAGAUGUUUCAAGCAGGGGUCUUAAGGACUAAUUGUAUAGAUUGUUUAGAUCGUACCAAUGUUGCACAAUUUACUUAUGGACUAGCAGCGCUAGGAUACCAGCUACAAGCUUUAGGACUUGUGGAAUCUUCACACAUAGACCUUGACAACCCUUUGGCGAAAGAGUUAAUGGCAGUCUAUGAGUCCAUGGGCGAUACAUUAGCGCUUCAGUAUGGUGGUUCUGCAGCGCACAAUAAGAUAUUUUCAGAGAAAAGAGGUCAAUGGAAGGCAGCAACACAAUCUCAGGAAUUUAUCAGAACCCUACAGCGUUAUUAUAAUAACACCUACUUGGAUGGUGACAAACAGAAAGCAAUCAACAUAUUCUUGGGGCAUUUUCAGCCACAAAAAGGAAAGCCAGCAUUGUGGGAGCUAGAUUCAGAUCGUCAUGUUCACGUUGGGAGGCAUGGCCCAUUUUUUGGUGGCGACAGUUUUAGGUCAAUUUUUAAAAGAUCGCUAUCGGCUGGAAAUAUUCCCCGCGGAAAUGAUGCAACAAUCAGGAACAUGGAUGUUAGGCGUAAUCACCCCUCUGAAAAAAUAGUCAGCCAUUGUCUUUCGGAGUCUACUCCCGAUAUUUUCACUUGUGGAAGUGAUCUUUGUCACUGCAGGCAGAUAUAUAAAAGAAUUCUUGAGGAAUGGUGUGAUGAAAAUGGUCAUAUUUGUUAUGAUGAGCAUGGAGACGCUUGUGACUGGUCAAAUUUCCUUGAUCUUGACGGGCUUUCUUCUUCUGGAAAUUCUUGUGAAGAGGAAUUACUUGAAAGGUCAACCAGCAUCUCAUCAGAGAAUAUUGUGAAUGAACUAAGAACUGAAACAACCGCAUCUGCAAGUGAAUCAGGAUCCAGUAUGAAGGAGAUGAAGCAGAGCGGAGAAGAGCUCAAAGAAGGAGCAGAAUACCCUGAAAGUUUUGCAAACUGGAUAAAGAAUGGGGAGAUGCUGUUUGUUUAAGUCAGAGUUUUAUUCUAAUCGUCACCUAAAUUCGUCAUCCGAAGGAUGUGGAUUUCUGUACAGAGGAAAUAAAGGCGGUAAGGUAACAUCCGAAAGCAAACAGCUCUAGCACAAGCUAAGGCUGAGGCUGCUUUUGAUCAGCAUUCAUACAGCAGUUUCAAAGUCAUAGUUUUGACCCAUUCUAGCAAGCAUCACAUAGAGGAGGUAAAAAAUUAUAUCUGAUUGGCGGUAGGCGAUUACUUCGUCUCUCACUCUCUCUUCAUAAAUAAGGCAAUAUCUCCAACCCCUGUGUAUAGUUUUCGUGACCCAAAAACCAAAAAAAAAAAAAAAUCACUGAUGGAGCUGCUUAGAUUAACCGGUUAAGUCCUGUGUAUAUAAACAUGCUGACUGGUUCUCAGUUGGGCAUCUAGCAUUGUUAAUCAAUCCGAACUGCCAGGUUCAGUUCUCAUUUA
Messenger RNA from Neltuma alba, 3361 nucleotides. RefSeq names its product phosphoinositide phosphatase SAC2. The transcript has 16 exons. The record is from RefSeq and is a predicted model, not a curated record. Gene Ontology annotation, biological process: phosphatidylinositol dephosphorylation. Gene Ontology annotation, molecular function: phosphatidylinositol-3,5-bisphosphate 5-phosphatase activity. Gene Ontology annotation, cellular component: intracellular membrane-bounded organelle. NCBI's taxonomy places the organism in Eukaryota, Viridiplantae, Streptophyta, Magnoliopsida, Fabales, Fabaceae. The coding region runs from base 474 to 2909 and encodes 811 amino acids.